ACUUAACCACUAGGCCACGGGGCCGGCCCCAAUGUGACUUUUUUUGUACUGUGAGAAAUUUUAUGUAACUGUUUUCUGAUUCUUGAGUUUGAAAAAUGAGGUCUGAGUAUGGGCUGUGAAGCCUCUCUCUGCCCAGGGAGCUGCAUAUCUAAACCCUGAAAAUACGAGAUCUUGGACACAGCUGAAUGGCUCUGAGCACUUGACUUCACUGGGGUUUCCAGCCUGGGAAGGGCUGACAGGAUCCAGCACUUUUCUCCAGGGUCAGCAAAGGGCAGAGGUUUGAAGUUAGGCAUCACUGGGUUCUCAGCUGGGCGUCCAAGGCCCCCUCCUCCCACUUUGCAGAGAAAAGAGGAGGUGGCUGAAGAGAGAAGGAUAUGAGAUUGGUUCUUUGCUCCUCCCUGUCUCUCCCUGCUUUUCCCCACACCCAUCCUCUCCCCCACAGCGGCCGUCUCCCCCACAGAGACUGGGAAGACAGAGGGGGGCGGAGUUGGGGACUGAGGGAUCAGAAGCCCCACAGUGCCCCAUAUCUGAAGGAAGCUCUGGCCAGGGGCAGCUGUGCUGGCUCAUGCUUCCCUCCUGCUGCUACCUCCUUCAGCAUGAUGCUGGGGACUCUGGGGCUUUGGGCACUGCUUCCUACAGCUGUGCAAGCACCCCCAAGCACACGGACCUGUGUGUUCUUUGAGGCCCCCGGCGUGCGGGGAAGCACAAAGACACUGGGGAAGCUGCUAGAUGCAGGACCAGGGCCCCCCAGGGUUAUCCGCUGCCUCUACAGCCGCUGCUGCUUUGGGAUCUGGAACCUGACCCAAGACCGGGCACAGGUGGAGAUGCAAGGAUGCCGAGACAGUGAUGAGCCAGGCUGUGAGUCCCCCGAUUGUGACCCAAGCCCCCGAGCCCACCCCAGCCCCAGCUCCACUCUCUUCACCUGCUCCUGUGGCACUGACUUCUGCAAUGCCAAUUAUAGCCAUCUGCCUCCUCCAGGGAGCCCUGGCACUCUUGGCUCCCAGGGUCUCCAGGCUGUCGCAGGUGAGUCCAUCUGGAUGGCGCUGGUGCUGCUGGGGCUGUUCCUCCUUCUGCUGCUGCUGCUGGGCAGCAUCAUCUUGGUCCUGCUACAGCGAAAGGCCUCCAGAGUGCGAGGUGGGCCAGAGCCAGAGCCAGAGCCAGACUCAGGCAGAGACUGGAGUACAGAGCUGCCCGAGCUGCCCGAGCUGUGCUUCUCCCAGGUCAUCCGGGAAGGAGGUCACGCGGUGGUAUGGGCUGGGCAGCUGCAAGGAGAGCUGGUAGCCAUCAAGGCCUUCCCCCUGAGGGCUGUGGCCCAGUUCCAAGCUGAGAGAGCAUUGUACGAGCUGCCAGGCCUACAGCACGACCACAUUGUCCGCUUUAUCACUGCCAGCAGGGGGGGCCCUGGCCCCCCGUCCUGUGGGCCCCUGCUGGUACUGGAACUGCACCCCAAGGGAUCCCUGUGCCACUACUUGACCCAGCACACCAGUGACUGGGGAAGUUCCCUGCGGAUGGCACUGUCCCUGGCGCAGGGCCUGGCGUUUCUCCAUGAGGAGCGCUGGCAGGAUGGCCAAUAUAAACCAGGUAUUGCCCACCGAGAUCUGAGCAGCCAGAACGUGCUCAUUCGGGAGGAUGGGUCGUGUGCCAUUGGAGACCUGGGCCUCGCCUUGGUGCUCCCUGGCCUCACUCAGCCCCCUGCCUGGGCGCCUACUCAACCCCGAGGCCCAGCUGCCAUCAUGGAGGCUGGCACCCAGAGGUACAUGGCGCCGGAGCUCUUGGACAAAACUCUUGAUCUACAGGACUGGGGCAUGGCCCUCCGGCGAGCUGAUGUCUAUUCUCUGGCUCUGCUCCUGUGGGAGAUCCUGAGCCGCUGCCUAGACUUGCGGCCUGACAGUAGACCACCACCCUUCCAACUGGCUUAUGAGGCAGAGCUGGGCAGCACCCCCACCACCUGUGAGCUGUGGACCUUGGCAGUGGAGGAGAGAAGGCGCCCCUACAUCCCAUCUACCUGGCACUGCUUCGCCACAGACCCUGGUGGCCUGAGAGAGCUCCUAGAGGACUGUUGGGAUGCAGACCCGGAAGCCCGGCUGACAGCUGAGUGUGUGCAGCAGCGCCUGGCUGCCCUGGCCCAGCCUCAGGAGGCCCACUCCUUCCCAGAGGGCUGUCCACCUCCCUGCCCAGAGGACUGCCUCUCAACUCCUCCCCAUUGCCAUUCUCCCUUGUAGGCCUCAGCUGAGUGGCUGCCAUGUCCGUGUUCAGCAAGGCCCUUGUUCCAGGAAUCCUCAACCUGCCUGUACCAUUUCUCGUGUGUAAAUAUGCAGUUUAUGUGUCAUCUAUGUAUGUGCAAACGUGAAUAUGAUCAUAUGCCCGUCGGCUCUGCCUCACCACUCCCCUUCCUACUUGCCAAAUGCUUGGAUUCUUCUGUGGACAUCCAGUCCACUGCAGUUCUGACCAGUAACUGGGGAUAGCCAUGCCCAGGAGAGCGACAAAGUCAGCUUUCCUGACUCCACAUUCUUGGACCUUCCUCCCUUCCUGUGACCCUGGGCUCCUCCUGUCUCUCUUCUCUUCCUUCUCCUCCACAAGGCUUUAUUUGUUGGGAUCUCAUGCUAGGCACUGGGGAAAGAAGGAUGAAUACAAUGAAAUCGCUGCUCUAAGAGUACUCAGAGAACUACAGCUCACUUUGUUGGGGUCCCAGGGGAGUGUCCUCUCCUGAGGCUUGAGCAGGAAGGCCUCGCAGGGCACAGGAUGCUUGAACUGGAUCUUGAAGGAGAAAGAGUUUUCCACGAGUGUUGGGGGCAGUAGGGCAUUCCUGGCCCAGGGAGGUAUAGCACCACAUGGUGUGGUAAGAAACUGUAAGUAACCUGGUAGCAAAGUGUAGGGCGUGUGGUGGGAGCGAGGUGGGGUGCUGUGGAGAACUGUAGAUAAGGCCAGGUGUGUGAGCCUGCUGCAAAGGUCUUCCUUCAUUUCUUUUUUUGUGUUUUCUCUACUGGCUUUUCUUUACCACCCCAGGCUCCUUGAACACUGGGCGCCCCUCAGGGUCAGCCCAGUUGCAGGUGUCUGGUUUAUAGUCCUAGCUUAGCUUCUAGCUACCUGAGUGCUCUGGGGCGUGUUACUUCCUCCUUCUAGGGCUUAGGUUUCUCAUUUGCCAAAUAGGGUGUUGGAGGCCUCUGGUCUAACCAAAGAGUGAUAGGAGGGCUUUGACUUCGCUACAACAGGAUUGCUUCCUGCCCAGUGACCCACUAGCUCUACAUCCUUCAGCAAGUUACUGAACCCCCAGAAUCGCAGUUUUACCGUGUGUAAAGUACAGAUAAAAACACCUCCCCUGCUUGCAGGGUCAACUCAGGGUGAAAAAGAAGCGGUGACAGGUCUCACGAAGCACCUGGCCUCAGUGGACACUCUGUAAUGGUGGCAGUUGUGACUGACGCCUGUCUAGCUUGGUUGUUCUAGAGUUCCAGGAUUAGCCUCUGGAAAGCCCAUGUGCUCUCAAGCCCUGAGACUUCCUGCACACCCAGAGCUCUAGUUCUCUAUGAGACUUCAUCACUUGGAUAGGCCGCCACUGCCUGGAACUACACACACCAAAAUCCAAGCUCCUGCCCUCCCCUCACCACCAGGUCUGCCUUCCCCCCUUCCCCUGACUCUCAAAGUUACCCAGUUUCUCUUGGUCCUAGAGGAUCCCAACAAGGAAGGUGUUCUUGCUCCUUCCUGUGGCCCCAGCUCAUUGUACCCGUAUCUCGUCAGUUUUUGAGUCCCACUGAGGUGGCAUGGGCAGGGCCUGCUUCUGGGCACCAUCUCCCUUUCCUUCUUCCUAAGCCUGGCAGGCCCCAACAACGGCAGUUGCUUCUUGGCUGCCUAUUUUCCCCCCAGUCUAGGUUAAACACUGCUCUCUGAAUAAUCUUUUUUUUUUUUUUUUGAGGAAGAUUAGCCCUGAGCUAACUACUGCCAAUCCUCCUCUUUUUGCUGAGGAAGACUAGCCCUGAGCUAACAUCCAUGCCCAUCUUCCUCUACUUAU
This is a messenger RNA of Equus caballus (horse), 4006 nucleotides long. It is a transcript of the gene AMHR2, whose product is annotated as anti-Mullerian hormone receptor type 2. The record is from RefSeq and is a predicted model, not a curated record. Gene Ontology annotation, molecular function: ATP binding; transforming growth factor beta receptor activity. Gene Ontology annotation, cellular component: signaling receptor complex; plasma membrane. Lineage: Eukaryota; Metazoa; Chordata; Mammalia; Perissodactyla; Equidae. Gene Ontology annotation, biological process: protein phosphorylation; cellular response to growth factor stimulus; BMP signaling pathway.